UUGAAUGCUUUUGAGAAUUUUUAGCGUUCGGCAUUAUUCUGUCUCGUGAAAUGGCCGGAGAAGCAUUACCGAUAACUCCAGCUUGCUUGCAUUCAACCGCGUGGCUCUUUGAGGUCUCCAUCGAGCAGUUCAAGAAAACGUACCAGCCAUAUACGACGACGUACACUGCUACGGUGAAACUCGACACAGAGCAUGUUCAAAAAUAUUUUGGAAUUCCGGCAUCGCUUUGGAAAGUGUCCGUCAUGACUACUCAAAGUUCAAGCGUUGCAACCUACCAGAUUGGCUUGAGUUGUGCGAAGCAGGGGCUUACCAGCAAGGAAUCUUUGCGCGUGGAAUGCUCCAUCAGCGGAUCAGGUUUACACUUCGGAGAUCCACUGGAUUUGGUCAUCGGUCCGGAAGGAUGGGCAUGUCAUGAUUUGUCGGCUCGAACAUUGUCGUUUCCGCUGCCUCUGGUGAAUACCUAUGACUAUAACAACCGGCAGUAUCACUAUACAAUCGCCCCGGGUAGCACGGUUUACGUGAGAUUGGCAUUCUACGCCACCGAGUCCGACGGAAGCUCACUGGGUUCCUGUCGAGAUAACCUGGUGGAGAAGUUGGGCACGCUUCUCGAAAGUGGACGAACCAAUGACUGUACACUGGUUUCGCGUGAUGGCAAACACUUUGCCGUGCAUCGUGCUGUUCUGGUAGCGCAGUCGCCGGUGUUCGCUGCCAUGUUCAAGCACGAUAUGAAAGAGAAAUCCUCGGGAAAGUGUUUCAUCAAAGAUAUCAGCGGAAUGGUGUUGGGGGCGCUCAUUAAGUUUGCCUACACGUGCGCUCCACUCACGUUACCGGCUGCGAAGUUGCCGGAUUUGUAUGAUGCAGCGGACAAAUACGACAUGGCGGAUCUUCGGGUACACUGCGAAAACGUGAUGAUAGGCGCAAUCGACGUGAAUAUCGCCCUGCGUUACGUCAAUUUCGCCAAGGAACGCGGUUUGAAGAAAUUGAAGAAACAGGCUAUCAAGUUCCUGUACGAGCAUAGCGACGAAAUUUGA
Molecule: messenger RNA, 1031 nt
Organism: Paramacrobiotus metropolitanus
Lineage: Eukaryota; Metazoa; Tardigrada; Eutardigrada; Parachela; Macrobiotidae
Exons: 2
Coding region: 51-1031 (326 amino acids)
Biological process (GO): regulation of proteolysis; proteasome-mediated ubiquitin-dependent protein catabolic process
Cellular component (GO): cytoplasm; nucleus
Molecular function (GO): ubiquitin protein ligase binding
Source: RefSeq, a predicted model, not a curated record